UUUAAACUGACAAUAUGUAAGCAGAGAAAACACCCGCUUGGGUAAUUGAUCCAGUAUUGUCAGUUUGGACGAUUAUUGACUUUGGUACAGUUUGAUUAACCAUGUCCACACAAGAGACAGAAUUACCCGACAGUCAGGAGAGGGGGGGUUUGAAGAGAAAACUGACGGGUCCACCGAGACUUUUGCUGGGGAAGUCAAAAUCAAGGGAGAAACUGGAAGGUAAAUCUCAGAGAAGGCAAAGACAAGGUACAAGUUGUGAUAGCACAGCGGAGAAUAAUGAUCAAGAAAAUUAUGGAAAUGAAUCCUCACUUAUUACCCACCACAGCCCAGAAAACCCCUCAGAGGAGAAGGAAACCCAGCCAGAUGCUCCAGGAGAUACCUCAGGAAUUCUUGUAACAUUGGAGCAUAGUGAAAGCAAAGAUGAAAAUAUGGAAAGUAAAACAAAAAUGACCAGAAGCACUUCAAAAACAUCCAUUAAAAGGAUGUUUUCCUCACUCUUCAGGUGUGGAAAAAGGGAGGAAUCGGAGAGAACAGAAAACGAGACUUUGAAUCCUCAAAAAACAAAGAAAAACAGAAACAAAGCUCAACACAGUAUGUGUAACUCCAUGGAUGAGAAUAAACUGAGGGAUGUAAUCAAGGAAGUUCCUAAUGGGACAAGUAAAACUAGGCCUUUCUUUACAGUAUGGCCCCUUUGUAAGAGAUCUACCACAUCCAAUGUCAAUCUAGGAAGGGGAUGUCGAGAGCAAGACAAUAGCAUGGUUUUUCAGGAGAUAACGGCAACAAAAGGUUUGACAUUUAAAAAGAUCUACCGCAUCUUUCCAAAAAAGAAGAAAGCAUAUCAUAAUGAUCAGUUUGAGUAUAAUGCUCCCAAGCAAUCACAAAAAGAAGAAACUGAUCAACUGAAUCAAUCACCUGAGGCUGCUUUGGACAGUUCCAGUAUAGAAAAAGAAGAGAACCAAAAGGAAGAACAAGACAUAAAAGCGGAAAGCAUUCCAGAGACAUUUACAUUCAGUGCAGAGGUGAGCGUUAACACACAUAUUGAGUCUGACCACAUGGAUGAGAAUAAGGAAAUAUGCAUUGACCAAGAUGUUAAUAUAAAUAAAAAAGAAAACCAGGUAUUAAAAACAAAUGGUGUUUUGGAUUCUGAAUGUUGCAGUGAGUUUCCAGGCACAUCAUCAGGUGGUGAUCUGCUAGUCUUAAUUGAGAAGCCUAUUAAAAAUUAUGUCAAAUGCAAGCCAGUGAUUACUAUAGAGCAAGCAUAUUCAUCAGAGGAAGAGAACAUAAAUGAGACGCCUCAGUUUGAUGGUCUCACAGUGAAUGGAUCCUGGCAACAUUUAAGAAUAAACAGGCUAACAAGCAACACACUGCAUCCUUCUGACCUAAAUAUGUCUCCUGAACUGGACCACAGCCAUUGUAAUGAGACCUUACUGAUUCAGACGGCAAUUUCAAUGGUGCAAGCAGCCAUUCGUGGCGCUGUGGAGCAACUCACAAUCGAACAGCAGCACAAUCAGAUAAGUUUGGAUCAUGCGUAACCACACAUAUCUAUAUUCUUUAUUCAGCAAAUGGUUUCAUAUUUCUCUAUGAUGGUAUAAAUAAAGCUGUGUGUAACAGAUGGGAAAAAACGAGGAGGAAUUGGUGUGUAUAAACAAAC
Molecule: messenger RNA, 1651 nt
Organism: Sinocyclocheilus grahami
Lineage: Eukaryota; Metazoa; Chordata; Actinopteri; Cypriniformes; Cyprinidae
Exons: 1
Coding region: 102-1532 (476 amino acids)
Source: RefSeq, a predicted model, not a curated record